Dracunculus medinensis (Guinea worm) is the source of this 1062-nucleotide messenger RNA. The record is from the annotation of a GenBank genome assembly. NCBI's taxonomy places the organism in Eukaryota, Metazoa, Nematoda, Chromadorea, Rhabditida, Dracunculidae.
AUGGAAGAGGAUGAUUUUAGUUGGGACCAGUAUGCAUCCGCCGCUCUCGAGAUGCCACUUACGCCAGGAUUAUAUAUACUUAUCGCAUUUAUCAUCCGGGCUGGGAGUAUCAGCGCGUCGGAGGAUGCGGACACCGUAUCAGGAACAUCUAACUUUUCCACCACAGAAUCACUUAAAUUACAUAUGAGGUCCCAGCAGCCAUCGAGAGGUGGAUGCAGUUAUGUGAUAUUUUAUCCGCUUGACGGACCCAUAAAAUGUGCUUUAGACAUGAGUGAAAAUUACGUGUACGAUUUGACUGCGAAUUGCUUGAUUCAUCUUCAACAACAAAUCUGUAUGGAAUACGUGAAAGAGGCACCUCGAAAUAUUAGAAAUUUUUUUCUGGAUGAUGCGACACCAAUCGCAACAUCGUUUUCGGCGAGAAAUGAGGAACGAAUGUUAGCGAUAAAUUUUGUGGAGCGAAAUGAAACUGAAAGUGAUGCUUCACUAAUUUAUUCCAGAAAAUGUGAUCAGCGAAUUUUUCAAUCAGUUUGGCAACAGUUGAUUGGCCAUAUCGCAAUCAAGGCGACAGCCAAAUACCAGCAAAUGCUUUUCAAUCAGUUUGGCACUGCAACAGUUGAUUGGCCAUAUCGCAAUCAAGGCGACAGCCAAAUACCAGCAAAUGCUUUUCAAUCAAAUAUUUUGCUGUUUGCGAAUAGUUCGUCGGUUCAAAAUCUUGUUGACUACUGCGCCAAGCUUCAAGGAAAACUGAAAACUGUUCUAAAAAUUAAGGGAGAAUAUAUAAAAGCAGUGCGAUUCCUAUUUUUAAAGAGUCUCUCUCGAACGGCUGUCAAUAAUCAUUAUUCAGUAUUUGUUGGUGGAGUUCCACGAACGACAACAGCAAGUAAGUUGUUUAUUGGUUCACUGCGUGAUUUCUCGGUGGCCAAAGUCAAUCCCGACAGACAAUAUCCGAAAGGUGCAGCUCAAAUUGUAUUUGAAAAUCGGGAAGCUUAUGUUGGCGCGAUAAGAUUUAUCAGGAUAAAUACGAUUGAUCAAGAAAAAAAAGUUGUUCGAUUUAUUGGCUGA